GUUUUGGGGAGUAGACAGUGAAAAGUGCAAGAUUUGGAGACAGCAAGGAUGCUCGGAGUCGGAGGAGCCACGAGACAAAGGAGGAGACUUUUUGUUUUUCUCUCCGAGGUCGAAGAUACAUUUUGUGAAGGACGCGGGAAUGAGUCGGACGCUUUUCUCCAUCUGACACGGACAAAGAAAAGUUCCUGCGACGUGAUGCGGGGCCGCGUGAGGGAGAUGGACUUCAAGCUGGCCCUGCCGAAGAUCUCCUCACCGGCGGUCCACUGAGAUCUCCGCGAUGGAAGGACACGCCGUCCGUCUUCUUCUCUUCCUGUGCGCCGCCCCGCUCACUUCGCAACAUCCGUCCGGACUCCCUCCGUCCCGACUGGGCGCCGGCCUGGACGCCGCGUCUCACCGGAAGAGCUCCCGGACUCGCGUCGAGGGCUCCGCCGCGCUCCACUUUAGCUCCGAGACGGGUCGGGAGAGACCCCGGCCGGUCGAGUCGGAUUACGCGAGUCUGCGAGAAAGCAGGCGGCCGCGUUCUCGCCGGAAGAGGAGCUGGCUGUGGAACCAGUUCUUCGUCAUAGAGGAGUACCGAGGGCCCGAGCCUGUACUCAUCGGACGGCUGCACACGGACAUGGACCGAGGGGACGGGCACACCAAGUACACGCUGGAGGGCGAAGGAGUGGGCUCGGUGUUCGUCAUCGACAGCAACACGGGCAACAUCCACGUCACCAAGUCGCUGGACCGCGAGGAGAAGGACCAGUACCGCCUGAGCGCCACCGCCACCGAUCGGCUGACGGGCCGGGCCCUGGAGCCGUCCUCGCAGUUCGUCAUCCGCGUGCAGGACAUCAACGACAACCCGCCCGUCUUCCCCGCCGAACCCUACGUGGCCACCGUGCCGGAGAUGGCCGACAUCGGCACGUCCGUCAUCCAAGUGACGGCCCGGGACGCCGACGACCCCUCGUACGGGAACAGCGCCCAGCUGGUGUACGCCGUCACCGAAGGACAAGAAUAUUUCUCGGUGGACCCUCAGACAGGCGUCCUGAGGACGGCCGUGGCCGACAUGGACCGCGAGAGCCGGGAGGAGUACGCGGUGGUACUCCAGGCCAGGGACAUGGGGGGCCACCUGGGGGGCCUGUCGGGGACCACCACCGUCACCGUGAGGCUGAGCGACGUCAACGACAACCCGCCUCGCUUCCGACGCAGCGCGUAUUCGUUCUCCGUGUCGGAGCUGGCGGCGCCGGGCGUGGAGGUGGGCCGUCUCACCGCCACUGACGCUGACGUGGGCGACAACGCCCUGCUGGAGUUCACCAUCGUGGACGCCGAAGAGGCGCAGACGUUCAACAUCAGCGCCAGAGAACGAGAAGCCAUCAUCGUGCUGAACAGGCUGCUGGACUACGAGACUCGCAAUUCGUACUCGUUCACGGUGGAGGUGGCCAACCCCCUGGUGGACCCCCGCUACCUGAAGGACGGCCCCUUCAAGGACCAGGCCGUGGUGCGGGUCAUGGUCCUGAACGCAGACGAGCCGCCCCGCUUCUCGCAGGCCCGCUACCACCUGGAUGUGUCGGAGAACUGCCCCCCCGUCUGCUCGGUGGGCCGCGUGCGCGCCGUGGAUCCCGACACGGGCCAAAGCGGCAACAUCAGGUACUCCAUCGAUCCUCAGUCGGACCCCGAGGCUCUGUUCCGCGUGGCCUCUGACACGGGAUUCAUCAGCGCGGUGACGGAGCUGGACCGCGAACGGGAACAGUGGCACAACGUCACCGUCAUCGCCACGCAGAGGGACAACCCCAAUCUUGUGUCAAGGGUGGUGGUUGCCAUAGAAACGCUCGACCAGAACGACAACGCGCCGGAACUGGACAGGCAGUACAGCACGUCGGUUUGUGACUCCGCCGCUCCGGGACAGGUUGUUCAGGUUCUGCGCGCCGUCGACCGUGACCCGGGAGGCCAGGACGCGCCGGUCCAAUUCAGCAUCGCGCCCGAGUCCGGCGCCGCGCUCAACCUCUCCAUCAGGGACAACGGCGCCUCAGUGUUGUUGUCGUCGGCAGGUGUGACGGCCAGCCUGGUGCUGCGGUCGUCCUUGGACCCGGCGCCGGGUUAUGCGUCAUCCCCGGUCAGCCUGUACGUGCCCGUGGUACUGCGAGACGGCGCUUCGGGCCUGGCCAACACCGCCACGGUCACCGUGACCGUCUGCCCGUGCCUGGGGGGGGGCAUGCGCACCGAGGAGCGGAGCCCCCGGACCCGGGGCCGGCGCUGGGAGCGCCGCGCCGUCUGCCGCCCGGCGCCGUCCGCCUCGCCCUCGGUGGUCUUCACCCUGGUCAUCCUGAUGGCGGCGCUGGCCUGCGUCACCACCCUUCUGGUGGUGUGCGCGCUGUCCCUGUCACUGCGGCGUCAGAAGCGGGACGCCCACUCAUCCUCGGAGGACGACGACAUCCGGGAGAACAUCAUCUCGUACGACGACGAAGGGGGAGGGGAGGCGGACACGGCCGCCUUCGACAUGGCGGCGCUGCAGAGCCUGCACCGGAUCCAGAACGUGCACAGGAACAUAUGGUACACGCAGCAGAGCGCGGAACCCCCACGAGGCAGGGCGUACAGUGUGACCCGGAACCCUCACCCCGGCUCCGAGCCCGGACGGCGGCCCGGCUCGGCGCCGCUCUACGGGAGACUCUGCUACGGGGUCCGCACGCUGCCGGUCUUCCAGGAUUACUGCUACCAGGCCGGAUUGCGGCUGCCUCAACCGGGCCGGCCCCACGCCGCCCCGGCUCUCGUCAGCGGGGACCAGCCAGCGCGGCAGCGCCCUCCCGAGGCCGGACGAGCAAGUGCGUUAGCGAUGCACGCGCUUAGCAGGCUGACGGGCGGGAGUGACGAUGCAACAAAGAUGCACGUUGACACGGAGAAGCCGGUGGACAACGUUAAGGUAAACCCAGCAGAGGUCCAGUCCACAUCAAACAGCUGCCCGGCCAGUCUGAGCUGCUCCGACCCCACCGGUUCUUCCUGCCAGAGUCCCAGCAGCUCGUCGGCCAACCAGACUCUGAUCAGCGCCGGCGCCACCAGCUGCACCGUGGAGGACGCCGACACCGACUGGUCCCUUCCCUCCGUCUCCGAGCGGAGUUACUCCAACGCCAAGCUCCCCGUUUUCCCCGUGGUGGACACGUACAGUAUCGUGGGAUCACUGAACGGAACCACGGCCGCGGCGACUCUACCUUGCGCCGGGACAAUACCCGCCAACCAUCAACCUUUGCGCAUGGAAGACCUGCUCAACUUCCGUCUGAACCGGGUGACGUCCGACCCAUCGCAGCCGCCCUACGACUCGCUGCAGACUUACGAGUUUGAGGGCCGCGACUCCCGGGCCGAGUCACUGAGCUCACUCGGGAGCGAGGACGGGAAGGACGAGGACGGGAAGGAUGGUGCCCCCACGGCAGGAGGAAUGGAGGAGCUCAACGUCAAGUUCCAGCGGCUCGUGGAGCUCAUCAGGGAGAGGAAGUGCAGGAAGGACCGAGAGGCCACCGAGGCGCCCGCCCAGACCGGCCAGGUCCAAGAGAAAGUAGUGCAGAAGUGGGACUUCUAAGGGAAGGGAUUUCCCCUUCCCAGGGAAGACCGCAGGGAAAACCCAAGACGCGUUGGGACUGUGGGCCUGAUUUAACAAGAUCCCAAAUCGCCGGCGCGAAAUUCACCCUUCACUCGCUGAAUCUAUUUAAAAGAGGCUUUUGCGCUUUGGGUCGCUCUGAAGGUUUUUCUCUGUGGGGAAUUUGUGCAAAAUGAAGUUUGAAGUGAUGGAAUUGGAAGUGUUAGUGGAAGAGGCAAGCAAACAGUUACAGACAAGAACUGUGUCCAACUGAUAACCGCGGAGAAGCUUGCAAACGUAAAAGCUGAAAUUUUGUUUGAUCUUGACGUCAUUGCUUGACAUUGCGAUUAAAACUUGGAACGGCGCGUGCGGAACGCGACUCUGGGACCAAAUGAAAGUCAAAAACGAGUUUUGUCAUUGGCGGCAUGACAUGACUCCUUGGGACUGGCUUCAAGUUAGCCCCUCCCAUCGUUCAGAGGCUGAACAGAUGAAAUUCGGCGAUUUUUGUUUUCGGGCAUUUCAAAAAUGUGAACUCCAACCGCAAAAGAUCGGUUCUCCCGUUACCUUCGGCGCCGCUUUGCAGCUGCCUUUCAGUUUUGAGAGGCCCCAGUUCCAAGUCAUGAAAGCGCAAUUUUGAUAAAUCACUUUUGCGUUGGUGCCAAAUUGAUCAAUUUGCAUCGCUUUUCCCCAGACUGGGCAAAAUGACCUACUUGACAGUUUUGCCCAUUUGGCGGGCGUAAUCCCAGGUGGGCCCGGUCAGGGCGAUCGGCUCGCGUGAGAAAUUGGGUUUUUGCAGUCGGAACCGUUUAGCAAAUCAGGCCCCCGGUCCCUCGCCGGUCUGGAGAAGGAAACCGCUGGAGAGAGGGAACCCUGCGACGUUGGAUAAACGGAACGAGACGGAUGGAACCAUUCUGGAUUUUUUCGGGGAUUUUUUCCAAGCACGUCGUAUCACUAUCACACCCCCCCCCC
This is a messenger RNA of Syngnathoides biaculeatus (alligator pipefish), 4513 nucleotides long. Its product is annotated as cadherin-24-like. The record is from RefSeq and is a predicted model, not a curated record. Gene Ontology annotation, molecular function: calcium ion binding; cadherin binding. The transcript has 14 exons. Gene Ontology annotation, cellular component: plasma membrane; catenin complex; adherens junction. NCBI's taxonomy places the organism in Eukaryota, Metazoa, Chordata, Actinopteri, Syngnathiformes, Syngnathidae. Gene Ontology annotation, biological process: multicellular organism development; calcium-dependent cell-cell adhesion; adherens junction organization. Bases 278 to 3547 code for a protein of 1089 amino acids.